Eupeodes corollae is the source of this 1148-nucleotide messenger RNA. RefSeq lists its product as uncharacterized. Lineage: Eukaryota; Metazoa; Arthropoda; Insecta; Diptera; Syrphidae. The transcript has 2 exons. The coding region runs from base 292 to 1062 and encodes 256 amino acids. The record is from RefSeq and is a predicted model, not a curated record.
AAAGAGAGAGAGAGAAUGAUGUUGAAUAAACUUUUAGUUGCACAAACAUCCAACGACGCAACAUCAAGAAAUUGUGCGAAGAGCGAAGGCUUAUGUAAUUUAUUCAUAUCUCGCUCGUCUCGUUUCGUUUCUCGUACAACAAACAAGUAUUGCAUGAACCUAAAAAUUAGUUCUUCCAACUUCGAUAUCGAAUCAACAACUGUCAGUGUCAGUGGUUUUCUUUUCUUUUGUUCUUUAAAUGUGAACAACAAUUUUAAAAUAAAGUGUUUUAUAACUAAAUAAAUAUAAACUAUGGGAACUAAAAUUAUUAAUAAACAAUUUGUUGCGUUUUUAAUCGAAGAAUAUAAGGCAUUGCCAUCGCUAUGGGAUUCUGACAGUGAGGCCUAUAAAAAUAAACACAUCAAAAAAGCUGAUUACACUUCACUUUUGAAAACAAUGAGAACUGUCGAUCCACUAUUGACUAUGGAUGCAUUAAAGAAAAAAAUAGCCAAAAUUCGAACUUGCUACCGUCGAGAUUUGAAAAAACUAACUGAAAGUAUUAAAUCAGGUGCGACUGGAGAUGACGUUUUUGUUCCAACACUGUGGUAUUUUCAUCAAAUGGAUUUUAUUCGAGGUAAAGCUCAAGAUUCGAAAUUACAAGAAAUAGAAGAAUUUUUGAUAGAUGGUGGGACGAAUGGAAGUAAUAAUGAAUAUGAAGAUCAUAAUUUUGAUGGGCAAUGUAAUGGUAAAGGUGAUGAAGAAGAAUGGAAGCAUGUUCCACAAGAAUUGAAAAUUGAGCCACAAAUGUCAAAACAAUUUAAAACAUCCUAUGGGCAGAGAAAUACAAUUUUGAACCAACCUACAAAACGUCCGGCUGUUUUUGAACAGAACAAUCAAAACAACAACAAAGACGAAGCAGCGUUAUUUAGUGAAACUUGGGCAGUCUUAUAUCGAAAACUUUCACAUGAACAGCAAUUGUAUGCAAAGAGAUGCAUUGAUGAGAUUUUGUACCAAGGUCAAUUUGGUAAUUUGAAUUCGAGCACAUAUCGAAAUAUAGAAUCGGAUAAUAAUUCGAACCAAUAAAUAGGUUGCUAAGUCAGAUUGGACUUGCCUCAGGUGCAGAAGUUGUACAACUUUUAAAAGUUAAUUACUUAUUGUUAUUUUAUUUA